UUUUUUUUUGGUAAAGAAUUCUACUGAAGUCCUGAAAGAAUUGCGUUCAGCCCAUUUAACGGAAAGGAUUCAUCCGUCCAUCCAAGUCGCAGUGACCGGUUAGAAGUGUUGAAGGCUUUUCCUCACCUUCUCUUUGUUUCUCCUCCUGCCUUUCUCUCCCCGGAACUAGAAGCUGUACUCAUCAGACAGAAAUGGUUAUUCCACCACCAGUUAAGUGGCCACCAAGAGUUACAAAAUUUCUGAAACCAUAUGUCCUGAAGCUGCACCUCACAGACAAGUAUGUGAGUGCACAAGUUAUCCACUCACCCACUGCCACAAUAGCAUGUUCUGCAAGUUCUCAGGAGAAGGCCUUGAGGUCAAGCAUGGAGAAUACUCGAGAUAUAGCAGCUGCUGUCAAAAUUGGGAAAAUACUAGGGGAACGCCUGCUGCUCAAGGACAUCCCUGCUAUUUCUGUUUUCCUGAAAAGAGAACAGAAAUAUCAUGGAAAGGUGAAAGCUGUGAUAGAUUCUGUUAAAGGAGCUGGUGUAAAACUCCUAUAACUCUACUUCCAAUGAAUUCUACCAUGUCCCGAACUGAUUUCUCGGAGAAAUGAAAUUUUUUUCUUCUUUUGAGCUUGUUAAUUAAUAGCAGGAAAAAUGAUUGUAUUUUGAUGAAUAUUUAAUUGAAAAAAACACAAAAAUAAAUAUUAUAUAGUUUCAUCAA
Messenger RNA from Manihot esculenta (cassava), 702 nucleotides. Its product is annotated as 50S ribosomal protein L18. Gene Ontology annotation, biological process: translation. Gene Ontology annotation, cellular component: ribosome. Gene Ontology annotation, molecular function: structural constituent of ribosome; 5S rRNA binding. Bases 192 to 539 code for a protein of 115 amino acids. The record is from RefSeq and is a predicted model, not a curated record. The transcript has 2 exons. NCBI's taxonomy places the organism in Eukaryota, Viridiplantae, Streptophyta, Magnoliopsida, Malpighiales, Euphorbiaceae.